This is a messenger RNA of Cylicocyclus nassatus, 426 nucleotides long. The record is from the annotation of a GenBank genome assembly. NCBI's taxonomy places the organism in Eukaryota, Metazoa, Nematoda, Chromadorea, Rhabditida, Strongylidae.
AUGAACUACCAACGACUUUCAAAUCUUUUCGGGACAUUGGAAGCCUUGAAAGCCAUUCUAGAUAAGCCGACCACUUCUCGUUCGCCUGCUUAUGUGCGACGAGAAGAUGCACCAUUCUUUGAGAAUCGCUUCAGAAUCUUUGAUGAGUAUUUGAUAACUCGGAGACCUGAAGCAUUUCGCGACUUCAUCAGGCUUCUGCCUAAUGAGUUUGAAGACCUUUAUCAAAGAAUUGGACGCCGUUUGGAGCAUGUUGUGGCGCACGCUGGCCCCAUAAGUGGCCGUCACAGAUUGAUGAUAUACUUGAGAUUUGUGACCCAGGGCAUGUCUUUUGCCGCCUACGCACUGGAUAUAGGAAUGGGUAAAAGCACUGUUUCACAGGUGGUGGCAGGGGUGACGGAAGCCAUUAUAAGUGGUAGACAGUCGUGA